Merops nubicus (carmine bee-eater) is the source of this 2049-nucleotide messenger RNA. RefSeq names its product phosphodiesterase 1C, calmodulin-dependent 70kDa (gene PDE1C). Gene Ontology annotation, biological process: signal transduction. The transcript has 16 exons. Gene Ontology annotation, molecular function: 3',5'-cyclic-nucleotide phosphodiesterase activity. The annotation marks the transcript as partial. The record is from RefSeq and is a predicted model, not a curated record. NCBI's taxonomy places the organism in Eukaryota, Metazoa, Chordata, Aves, Coraciiformes, Meropidae.
UUGCAAACGAGACAGGUGACAAAAAUGCACGACCACUAUCACGAUUUGCCCGGUCUAAAUCACAAAACUGCUUAUGGAACACCAUUAUUGGUGGGCUGACUGGUGGCAACCUCAAGGAAAGGCCAAAGCCUACCAUCAUCAGUGACCCUAGACCUCCUGAAGAAAUCCUGGCGGAUGAACUGCCACCAGUGGACAGUCCUGAGGCGCUGGUGAAAACGUCUUUCAGAUUGCGGUCUUUGGUAAAGCAGCUAGAGAGAGGGGAAGCUUCAGUUGUAGACCUAAAGAAGAAUUUGGAAUAUGCUGCGACUGUUCUGGAGUCAGUAUACAUUGAUGAAACUAGGCGUUUGCUGGACACAGAAGAUGAGCUCAGUGACAUCCAGUCCGACUCUGUGCCUUCAGAGGUCCGGGACUGGUUGGCUUCUACCUUCACAAGGCAAAUGGGGAUGAUGCUCAAAAGGACAGAGGAGAAACCUCGCUUCAGGAGCAUCGUCCAUGCUGUGCAAGCUGGGAUAUUUGUGGAAAGAAUGUACAGAAGGACUUCAAAUAUGGUUGGUUUGAGCUACCCACCAGCUGUAAUUGGAGUGCUAAAGAACGUCGACAAGUGGUCCUUUGAUGUAUUUGCACUAAAUGAUGCCAGUGGGGAUCAUGCACUGAAAUUCAUCUUCUAUGAACUUCUCACACGCUAUGACCUGAUCAACCGUUUCAAGAUCCCCAUUUCUGCCCUGGUGUCCUUUGUGGAAGCUCUGGAGGUUGGCUACAGCAAACACAAAAAUCCUUACCACAACCUCAUGCACGCUGCAGAUGUGACACAGACAGUCCAUUACCUCCUCUUCAAGACAGGCGUAGUGCACUGGCUGACAGAGCUGGAGAUCUUCGCUAUGAUCUUCGCAGCUGCCAUCCACGACUAUGAACACACUGGAACCACCAACAACUUUCACAUCCAGACACGGUCAGACUCAGCCAUUCUGUAUAACGACCGGUCCGUGCUUGAGAACCACCACGUUAGUGCAGCCUAUCGACUUCUGCAAGAUGAUGAAGAGAUGAACAUUUUAUCUAACCUCUCAAAGGAUGACUGGAGGGAAUUCAGAGCUCUAGUGAUUGAGAUGGUGCUGGCCACUGAUAUGUCCUGUCACUUCCAGCAAAUCAAAGCCAUGAAGAAUGCUUUGCAGCAGCCAGAAGGAAUUGACAAGCCGAAAGCCUUAUCACUGUUGUUGCAUACAGCAGAUAUCAGUCAUCCAGCCAAGGCCUGGGACCUCCAUCAUCGCUGGACCAUGUCUCUGCUAGAGGAGUUCUUCAGACAGGGUGACAAAGAAGCAGAACUGGGGCUUCCAUUCUCUCCACUGUGUGAUCGCAAGUCUACUAUGGUUGCUCAGUCUCAAAUAGGUUUCAUCGAUUUCAUCGUGGAACCCACUUUUACUGUGCUGACUGACAUGACCGAGAAGAUUGUGACCCCGCUCAUCGAGGAGGCGUCCCGCUCUGGCAUGGCCGGCUUCAGGCGUUCCAGUCUGAAUAACAUUAGUCCCACUGAAGUUAAGAGAUCAAGUGUCAAGAGCACUGGGUCUGAAGGAAGUGCCUCACUCAACUGCUCCAUACUCACUGUGGACUUCAAAUGUUUUAAAGCCACCUGGACUGAGGUGGUGCAGCAGAACCGGGAGAAAUGGAAAGCACAAGCCACCAAAGAAGAAAAAGCUAAGAAAGAAGCAGAGGAAAAUGCACAUCAGGGAACAGAUGAAAAGAAAACAGAUGAAAAGGAUGAGAAGAAGCCAGCUGAAGAUGCCACAGCAGCAGAGAACAGCAAAGAACCAAAUCCUGGGGAAAACAAAAGUGCAGAUUCCAAUAAGAAUCAUGUAAAUGGGACUCGACAAACUGGAAUGAACAAACAUGAAGCCUCUCAAGGGAAAAAUGCACCUAGGACAGAUAAGGGAGCAGACUCUCAUCAUGGAGCAGGAGAACAGAAACAGCACGUUCAGAAUGGUGAAUUAAAGGAAGACAAUAAGUUGGACAAAAAAGAUCAGUCCAACGUGGGGGAUGAAUCAAAGAAACCAGAUG